Messenger RNA from Apis dorsata (giant honeybee), 2739 nucleotides. RefSeq lists its product as uncharacterized. Lineage: Eukaryota; Metazoa; Arthropoda; Insecta; Hymenoptera; Apidae. Gene Ontology annotation, molecular function: cobalamin binding. Gene Ontology annotation, biological process: cobalamin transport. The record is from RefSeq and is a predicted model, not a curated record. The transcript is spliced from 8 exons. The coding region runs from base 466 to 2001 and encodes 511 amino acids.
CGAUUUCAUGAAAAAAAAAGAAACGAUCAUAAAGGCAUAAUAGAGCUGAUAAGAAGUCAUGAAUAAAUUUCACAAUGAAAAUAAAAAACGAAAUUAUAAUAAUCGAGUCAAAGUUGGAACACAGUGUGAUUAAAAGGGUGAUAGUGGGUGAGGGUGAGAGACACUGGCAUAAAAAGAAAGCAGCUACAUAUAUUUAGUUGGAAAGUAGUAUGUAUAUGUAUAUAUAUCGACUUGUAGAAUGGCGAGUGCCGCGAUAUCGAUCCCACGCAAUAUCGCAUUGUACCCAGUAGCGUUUCCGCGGGCGUAGCGACGUUGAAUGUGACCGUGAUGGUAGCGGUGGUGAUAAUCAUAUCUUUUUUUGCCAGUGUCUGAUUAUUCUAAUUCUAAGAAAAUUACUCAAAUAUAACACAGGCUGAAAAAAUAAUAUGUAUAGUAUGAAUACAAAAUAGUAAGAUAACAUUAUUUAUGUGUAUUGUUCGAUAUUCAGUGAAAAUGUGGGGAAGAGCAAGUAUGGCAGCUAUAAUGAUUCUGAUUUUAACAUAUUUGUGCACAUUGAAUAUUGUAUAUGCCAAAGAUACUAUCUCAGAAUCUGGUUCGAGCGACAUCAAUGCAGAAAACAUUUUGGAACGCGCAACUACAUGGUUGUGGAGCCAACGUAAUAAAGAUGCCGGUUGGGGAAACGAUACUCAUCGAGUUUUGUUAGUUCUCCGAUUGAGCAAUCUCUCGCGAGAUGAUAACGUUGCACCUGCAGCUCCUCUCGAACUACAAUUGAGUAGUAAACAAAUGGAACUUGAAAUAGUGUUACUAUUGUGGAGGCAUAGAGAAGUUAAUUUUUCUCCUGUUCGAUUAGCACGCUAUACACUUGCCUUAAAUGCUAUGUGCACAGAUCCAAGACAAUUCCAUGGUCAUGAUUUGAUUGGAACGCUUCAACAUCAUGAGCCACCGACUGAUUUUGAAUUUGCGUUAACAACAUUAGCUGCGUGUAAUGCACAAGCCCAUGUACGAAAGAGACAGAUACGUCGGUUAUUAGAUAUUGCAAACGCUGCUCAAGAUCAUAAUAUUGAUACUGUUGCAAUGGUAAUCUUGGCCUUAAAGUGCAUUGUUCAGGAUCACAGACAUCGAAAUCUUCAUCAUUUUGUGCGUAAACCAUCGGUCGGCUUAGCACAGCAACAAAAACUCGAUGGUAGUUUUGGAGACAUACGAACAACGGCUUUGGUAAUGCAAGCUCUUGAAGAGGUAGAAAAUGAACCUGUUGAUAAUUGGAAUAGAUCUGCCGCUUUAGCUUGGUUAACAAGUCAACAACAAACUGAUGGCUCUUUUGGGGAUGUUCGAGUAACUGCUGAAGCAUUACUUGGUAUAGCACCGCGUGGUUUAGCUAGUAUUAGAACUCUUGAUUGCGGACAAGGAUUUUCUGAAACUUCAUCACCAAAAUUUACCACAAAUGGUAAUGAGUCAACACCAGUUUCAAGUAAUCGUAACGAUAGUAUAUCAAUAUUUGUAAUUUCUGGAACCAACACAAGUAAUGUUACUAUUGGAAAUAACGGAACUAAUGGAAAUAAUAGUAAUAGUGGAACCAAUGGCAAUAAUGCAACAAAUACUUUCAAUACGAAUAAUACAGACGGCGUAAUCAUUACUAGUACAACACCAAUCAUGGUGAACGUUUCUUAUACUUUAUGGGUUGGCAGUAAUGUGAAUGAGACAUACAGUUUGAUAGUGACUGCUCCUAAAAAUGAAACAUUUUACGACGUGAUGCUUCUAGCUGCAGAAAUGUCACCACAUUUCCAAUUCGUUGCAUCUGAAUGGCCAAAUGGACAUUAUGUCCACACGAUAGCCGGUUAUAAGGAGGAACCAAUGUCUUAUCAUUAUUGGUUGUUAUAUCGUCUUAAUUCUCCACCAGAUUCAACUUCACCACCGGGUAAUCAACUAGUCGCACCUGGUGGUGUGGAUGAUCUACAGAUUAGCGAGGGAGAUCAUUAUCUGUUUUGGUAUAAAAAACUAUGAGAAGCAGUAAUACAUCGACAUUCAGUCGAAACAAACGAAAAACGAAAGAUGAUAGAAAAAUGGAACUGUGUGUGCAUACAGAGAUUGUGAGAAGACAAAAACAAAGAGUAGAAAUUUUUAGUCGCUCGAAAAUGAGGGCUUACUCUAUUCACUGCCAUCCCUAAAUAUAUGUAUGGCAUACAAUGUAUGCGGCAUUUUCCUGGAAUAUCUUUGUAUGAAUUGCUCGUAUGUUGUGUUCUUAGGAAAGUGCCGAAAAAAUAGAGUUGGCAGUGACUGAUUCUUUAAACUUUGCUCUAAUCGAGCUGAUUCAAUAAUAAGUCGGUAACACACGACAUCGCUAUUGGACUGACGUGGUAUAGAGUAAUGAUGUACCAUGCGUAUAGUUAUUUAAGCUAACAGCAUAUUUUCUAUGAAACUGCAAUGCACAACCACAUCGUACCUACUUAUAUGAUAUGGUGAUACCAUAUAAUAUCAACGUAUUGAUUGAUAUUUAAUAAAUCCCAUAUCUAUAUGUAUUAGUAACUAAUCUAUUUCUUGGUAUUUUACUGCGCAUAUUGCUUUAUAAUCACCGAAUAUCUGCGCUACAAGACAAAAUAUCUGCUUGUCACAAUACAUUAAAAUUAAUCCGGAAGAAGAUACAUUUCGAUCAAUAGUUUUUCAUAAUUUGCCUAAUAUUAUAAUAUACCUACAGUUUCCUUUGUUCCUUGAAAUUAAUAAAAUGUCGAAUUACUAAUUGUA